AUGGAUGAGCAGUCUCCUUCCCCUCAAGCCCGGCCAAAGGGAAUUGCUGGGUCAGAUGGCUCAGCCAUGCCCUUCAUCUUGGAGCAUUACAUGAUGAAUCCCACCUCAUAUGAGAUUCCACUUCGCAGUCUCUAUGCACUCAACUGCCAGACACUGCCUCUGACGGCUGGUCCCAAGAAAUUCAAAGAGUCCAACUUUGCCAACCCUCCCAUGCAAAAUUCGACCCUGCCCCUCGCUGAUGCCGCGUCCCAGUUCAAAGCACAGCUGAUCUCACACAUUUCCAAGGGUCCCCACCAAUACAGUCUCCCUGUGGGAUUCACAAUGUCUUUUGUGCGCCGUGUCUUUGCUGACAACCUGGAGUACGUCGACUUCCCACAGGCACUAACCGCCUUGGACUACUUGAAAAACCUCGAGUCUCGCCGCAAGAAGGAAAUUAUAGCAGCUUUCGAGAGCUUGCGCGUGGAAUGGAGCAUCUCCCCCUCACAGACAAUUCGAGUGUCUGAAGUUCACAAACAAGACCUGCGCGAGAAAUACCCUGGCGUCGUGCGCUGGAUUGAAAUGAUCGAAUCAAAGGAGCGUGAGGCUGUUUCUAUCUACAUCAAGAUGUGCCUAAGCCUGCGUCGUUGGACUCUGAUCAACGAGCUGUGGCUGGAGCCAUUUAACAAAGUUGCCUGCAUGUCUAUGUUGAACACCCUGUUUGCUUUUCAAGUGGAUGAUUCCAAAGUUCCCAAGCCAGAGUGGGACUAUGAGGACAAAGUUGAGACUGCACGUCAGCGUCAGUACUUCUUUGAAUACAUUAGAAAUCUCGAAAGAAAUGGCAAGGUGGCCCUUGAGAGUCUCUUGAAGUCUGGAGCUCGUCCCGGGGAUGAGACUGCAUGGCCUAUGGUGCGCGGAUUUCUGGAUAAAUACCUUAACCUUGCCAAUGACACGAUUCACGAAUGUAGUCGAGUUGAUCGCGACUACAUUGAGGCUGAAUUUCGCAGCAAGACUCACAAGCGCAGUGCCGACUCCGGAGUGAGUUUCACCUCUGCAAACGAGUCCUUUUCUUCUGCCAACACCCGUGCCGCAACCCCAUCGGAGAAAUCCCGGUCCCCAACCCCAGAUAGCAAGCCGAGUAAAUCGACUCUCGAAAGGAUUAGCCACCAGCUUCGAAAGAUCCGUUCCCGUCCAGAUAUCAAGGAUACAGCAAAGACCAAGCCUGCGUUGUCUAAGAAGAAAUCCUUGACCGCUCUGGUUAGCGGAAGAUCAGCCAGCAGCUCUAGCAGCGAGACGAACUUUGACGUGGAUGAAAUGAAGCGCCAGAAGAUGAUUUGGGAAGCCAAGGAGAGAAAGAAGGCGCUCCAAGCUCAAGCCGAAGCUGCUCGAGCUACUGAAGACGGAAAGCAAACUGCGCAGGUGGGCUACGCGGUGUGA
Molecule: messenger RNA, 1413 nt
Organism: Talaromyces amestolkiae
Lineage: Eukaryota; Fungi; Ascomycota; Eurotiomycetes; Eurotiales; Trichocomaceae
Exons: 2
Coding region: 1-1413 (470 amino acids)
Source: RefSeq, a predicted model, not a curated record